AUGCUCACACCCGGCUACGCCAACCGGUGGUUUCACUUCUACCCCGUCGGCAACACGCCGGCGGUGUGUCUGACCCAGGGCCUGCCGCCGGGGCUCAAGGCGGACAUGCUGUUGCUCGGCUGCGGCGAUGUGCGGAAUAUCCUGUUUACCGCGCAAUGCGAUGCCUCUCGAGAUAUGGACAUCACCUGUUGCGAUGUCGAGCCUGCAAUCCUCGCCCGCAACAUCCUCCUCAUCACCCUGCUCCUCAACACGCGCUCCUCAACCCCCGAAUUCAACAAAACCCUCUGGUCCAUCUACUACAACCCCCUCCUCCCCGGCCCGGCAACAACCCAAUCCCAAACCCUAACCCUCAUCCAAACCCAAGCCCAAACCCUCCUCUCCCAUUCCACCUCCCUCACAACCUGGAACUCCCCUUCCAACCCUUACUCCCCCCUCAUCCAAUUCACCACCCAAGCCACAAUCGCCUCGGUAGCCGCCGUUUGGAAGUUCUACGCCUCCGCCUCUACGACAAACAACGAAGAGACCCAAACCGAGCUCAAAUCCCUCUUUCGCAAGGCCGGGGCGCAUGGGAGAGAAGUCGGCGCGGAGUCCACGUCCGUGUUAGGCGUUGUGCGAGCUUCCACGCCAGCUGCGGUUGAGGGUGAGGCAGUGAGAUAUGGGGGGAAGUUGGGGAGGCUGUUUUGGGAGUGUGGACACUUGGACUUAGAGUCGGGUGUGGAUUUGGGGAGUCUGGAGAGUAAUAAGGCGAAUCCAAUGUUUGGGUCGCCGGAUGAGACGGUGAGGGUGCAUUAUGGGUUGGGGCCGUUGGAGGGGUUUCAUUUGGGGUGUGCGUAUUUGCCCGUUGUCUCGAUGGAGGGGUCGUCAAGUGGAACAGGAGAAGGACAAGGAGAGGGAAAAGGGGACAGGCUGGAGAAACUGGUGAACACGGCGAAGAGGGAGUUUGGAAUGUGGUGCGAUGCUUUUCGGGCGGUUGUUGCAGCCGGGAGGAUCAAGCUGCGGUUCUUUGCGGGCGAUGCGUUUCUGUUUGCGCAUACGUUGCAGCACCGCGCUAUGACGGGGUCGAGUCGGAGUGCUGGGUGGUAUCGGAUGCGGCAUGGAGGGUUCAAGCCGUUGGUGUUGGAGGAGGAGCAGUAUGGCCGGGAGGGAGAUGCGCCGGUGCAGUUCAACGUGAUUGACACGUCGAACUUGGUGGAUCAUCUGGGGGCGUGGAACUUGCUGGCGGCUGUUUCGCCGUUGCUGAGUGAGGAGUCGGCCGGCGCGACACUGUACACGGAAUCGCAGACUCGUCCGCCCAACUCGGCGGAGCACUUGGAGGAUGUCCUUGGGAGUGAUCCAAGUACGGUGUCGUUGCUGCUGGGGCUUGUGCCGGCGGAGUAUGUGACGAAUACCUCUCCGUGGCCGGUGGGUGAUGAACAGGCGCUGGAGCUGCGGAUUUCUGGUGGUAACGCCAACGAUCCCAACGAGCAGACCAAGAACCAGGCUCCCAUGCACACACGCAUCUCCUGGAAACGCCCCUUUUCCCAGUCUGGUCGACCUGGCCUAGAGCCUCUGCACAUCGACCCCGAAGAACUGGCCGUGGUGCUGUGCCGUGUUUACAACCAGCUGUACCCGGCCGAGAAUGUCCUUGCGUUGCUCGCGAACAUGUCCCUGAGCAAAGCUCAAGGCGCCUCACUGCCAACCUACACGCGGGCGGGGUUCGCGGCCGUGCUGAAGAUCAUCCGCGGGCGUGUCGCGACAGACUGGGACCAUGCCAUGGGGCUGUUUCUCGAGCUUGUCGAGAGGAAAGGGUCGAUGAUGAAUACACAUUACCUGCAGGAGCUGUACCUGUACAUGCAUCUGUUGAAGGUGCAUUCCGUCGAGACGUUUAGCGACUUUGCUGGUUUCAGGGCUGAGGUGAUGGCAACAUCCAGGGGGGACAACGACAACGAGACCUGGAAGAGGUUUCUGGCCUGGCAGAACAUGCCCUCAUCAAUGGUCCUAACCCUAAAAGUCCCCCGAUCAGCCCUCUCCGCCCUAACACAACCAGACGCCAAAGCUAUUGGCACAAUCCCCGUCCACGGCGUCGUACGGGCCCCCCUAGACCAAUUUCUCCAUGGCUGGGAAAACUUCUUUCCAGCCGUGCAACUCGCGUUCGGCACCCUUUCCACCAGCGGCACACCCUUUUCCAACUCCUUCCGCGUCAGCAUCCGCGAGGAUCCCACCGGCUGGCAAGGCACCAGCCCCUUGCUUGUGUCCUUCCGCGUCCCGUCAUGGAGCCUGUUCAUCGACCCCGACAACCCGCCGCUCGCUGGAUUUGCGAUCCAAAGCACACCUGUGACUUCUUCCCCGACAUUGAUCCGCCAACUCGGCCUAGAGCUGAGCGUCUUCCGCGUGGCUGUUACCGACUUCGAUGCUGUGUGUAUCACACCUGACCUGCCCAACCAAACAGGCAAUGUCGUCAUCCCGGGGUUUGCCCCACGCAGUCUGGUCUCUUCCUCUCCGUCAACCACUGACCCCCGGUUCAAACUCACCAUCACGGCUCACGCCGGUCCGCAGCUCCGCCUAUCCGGUCUGUCUGCCCGACUGGACAUUCUCACGCCCGCGCUCAAAGCGGCCUUGUUAAGCGGCAGUGCCAUCUCAGUUACGGUGACCGACCCGAGUCAUGUGGCCGUGAUAAUUGGGAUCGCGGCGCCGAUGGAGGUGCGUUUCCCGUUUGCCGUGGACGAGGGCAUCAGAGUGCGGGUGGCGCGGUCGUCGUCGUACGUCGAGCUGGUCGCGGGGGUUGUCUCAGACCCGUGGGAGCGUCCGCACAAGGCGUUUACCGCUCUGCUUAUAGCGCCUGUGGCAGGAAACGGAUCGCAGAAUCCCGUCUGCUGGACGCUGCCUUACGUCACUUUCUCCUCCGCGACACCUGCUCUGUCCCUCGGGCCUUACACCAAUCCUCACGACAACCCCCUGACCUUUCUGACCCCCCACCUCGCCCGCCUAUUCACCGCCCACGAACUCCAACUCCUCGACAACCCCCUCAAACUCCGGCCCUUGAUCGGCUCUCCGCCCCAAAACGCCCGCCUGUCCUUCAAAGAAACCCUCCAAGCCCUGUUUCUGCACGCCGCAGGGUUGGUUUCCCCCCCUGCUCACACCCAAACCCCCACAAAACCCAAAAUCAACACCAAAGGCACCCACUUCUCCAAAUCCAGAUCCCGCCUCUACAUCCUCCGCCCCUCCUCUUCCUUACCCUCCCCCACAUCGUCCCCGGAGUCAUCCCCCGACUCAUCCUCCGCCGAACGCUCCUACCUCCGCAGCCAGCUCCAAGCCAUGAUCGCCCGCAACCUCGGUAUGGUCACACUCUGCUGUGUCGGGGACAUCCUCCUGUUCCUAUCCCGCUUGCACCUCGACACGGCGCGACGCACGGUGUUGUGGGAUGCCGCGGUGGUAGUUGUUUCGCCGGGGGUGAUGGCGGCUGUGAGGGAUGCUGUUAAGAAUGGGGAUGUUGAGGAUGAUACGGAGAAGACGGAGUUUGUGGUGGAGGCGGAGGAGGAGGGGAUUUGGAGGGGGGUGUUGCCUGCUUGGGCUGAGAGGUCUCGUAUCGGCUGGGAGCAUGGUGGGGAUUGUGCUUACAACGAGGCUGGAUCUAGCGGGACGUGGCAGGCCCCUGUGUCCUGGGAGGGGAAUAAGGAAGUUUUUUGUGAUUGUGGGAAGGGGAGUUUCCCCCCUGAUUGGGCGCACUCCGAUCUACCGUUGUCGUUGUGGGAAAUUCUGAAACCACAUGCCGUGAGGGUAGCCAUUGCACCGGUGUUCGCGAGUGCCUUGGCCGGACCGCUGGGAGUGAAGAGGGAGGAGGUGAAGGUUACCUCUGGCGGGGCGGGGGACGGAGAAAGGCAGUGUCGGGGGUGUGGGAGCUGGGUGGCGAAGGAGGGGGGGACGUUGAAGGCGUGUGGGAAGUGUGGGGGGGUGAAGUAUUGUGGACGGGCGUGUCAGAGGGGGGAUUGGAAGAGGCAUAAGGGGGGGUGUAAGAAGUGA
Dichotomopilus funicola is the source of this 3999-nucleotide messenger RNA. RefSeq lists its product as uncharacterized. The coding region runs from base 1 to 3999 and encodes 1332 amino acids. Gene Ontology annotation, molecular function: DNA-binding transcription factor activity, RNA polymerase II-specific. Gene Ontology annotation, biological process: regulation of transcription by RNA polymerase II. Lineage: Eukaryota; Fungi; Ascomycota; Sordariomycetes; Sordariales; Chaetomiaceae. Gene Ontology annotation, cellular component: nucleus. The record is from RefSeq and is a predicted model, not a curated record. The transcript is spliced from 3 exons.